This is a messenger RNA of Oryza brachyantha (malo sina), 1699 nucleotides long. Its product is annotated as phosphoribulokinase, chloroplastic. Gene Ontology annotation, molecular function: ATP binding; phosphoribulokinase activity. NCBI's taxonomy places the organism in Eukaryota, Viridiplantae, Streptophyta, Magnoliopsida, Poales, Poaceae. The transcript has 5 exons. Bases 208 to 1419 code for a protein of 403 amino acids. The record is from RefSeq and is a predicted model, not a curated record. Gene Ontology annotation, biological process: carbohydrate metabolic process. Gene Ontology annotation, cellular component: cytoplasm; chloroplast.
CAGUUCACUAUAACCUGCCCUUGAUAUCAUCAGAAAAGAAAGGAAAAUAAGGGUACCACAUCAUCAACAUCCUCUCUCCUCCUUAUGUUCUCCUAGCUCUAUCCCCACAAUUCUUUCAAACUCUCUCUCCCCCCCUCAUCAAGCCUCAAUCAAAAGGCUUGAAGGGAAGAAGAGCAGCUCCAGCAGGGAGACAGGCAAGAAGCAAAGAUGGCAAUCUCCAGCCUACAUGCCACCACCUCUCUGCACUCCCCUUGCACCACCAACACAAGCUUCAGGCAGAACCAGGUCAUCUUCUUUACCACCAGAAGCAGCAGGAGGGGUAGUACAAGGCAUGGGGGAGCAAGAACCUUUCAGGUUUCAUGUUCAGUUGACAAGCCAGUGGUGAUUGGCCUCGCAGCAGACUCGGGAUGCGGGAAGAGCACCUUCAUGCGCCGGCUCACCAGUGUGUUUGGUGGUGCUGCAGAGCCACCCAAGGGUGGCAACCCAGACUCAAACACACUCAUCAGUGACACGACAACGGUGAUAUGCCUUGAUGAUUACCAUUCCUUGGACAGGACUGGCAGGAAGGAGAAAGGUGUGACUGCCCUGGACCCUAGGGCAAACGACUUUGAUCUCAUGUAUGAACAGGUGAAGGCAAUCAAAGAAGGCAAGGCAAUUGAGAAGCCAAUUUAUAACCAUGUUACUGGUCUCCUAGACCCACCAGAGCUCAUCCAGCCUCCCAAGAUUUUUGUCAUUGAGGGGUUGCAUCCCAUGUUCGACGAACGUGUGAGGGACCUCCUAGAUUUCAGCAUCUACCUGGACAUCAGUGACGAGGUUAAAUUUGCAUGGAAAAUUCAGAGGGAUAUGGCAGAGCGCGGUCACAGCCUUGAAAGCAUCAAGGCUAGUAUCGAGGCCAGGAAACCAGAUUUUGAUGCCUUCAUUGAUCCACAGAAGCAAUAUGCUGAUGCUGUGAUUGAAGUUCUGCCAACCCAGCUUAUUCCUGAUGACAAUGAAGGGAAGGUGCUACGUGUUAAAUUGAUCAUGAAAGAAGGUGUAAAGAACUUCAACCCAGUUUACCUCUUCGAUGAAGGAUCAAGCAUCACCUGGGUCCCUUGUGGAAGAAAGCUUACAUGUUCUUAUCCUGGCAUCAAAUUUGCCUACGGUCCAGACACUUACUUCGGCAAUGAGGUAUCGGUGCUGGAAAUGGAUGGCCAAUUUGACAGACUAGAUGAACUCAUCUAUGUUGAAAGCCACCUAAGCAACCUCUCAACCAAGUUUUAUGGAGAGGUGACACAGCAAAUGCUAAAGCACGCAGACUUCCCAGGCAGCAACAAUGGAACAGGUCUCUUCCAAACUAUCAUAGGACUGAAGAUUAGAGAUCUCUAUGAGCAGAUUAUUGCUGAGAGGGCCGGUGCACCUACUGAAGCGGCAAAAGUUUAAUGAGCUUCACAUUAAUAUUCCGUGAAUCUCUUCAUCACUAUAUUAAUGAGAAUGGGCAUCCUCAACAUUUCUUGUAACUAGUUUUGGAAACAUUACAGCUAGAAGAAGGUAGGAAGGUCAUUGCAUAACUUGUGAAACCAUGCAAUGGAACUUCUAAAAAUCCCUCUCCAUGGGAGUGCUCCUACAUCUCUUCGUGACACGUUUCAAUGUACAUCUUCUAUAUUUCAAUGUAGAAAGAAAUACAGUUGCUUUCUACUAUCAUAAUUAGGUGCUUCUUUCA